Molecule: messenger RNA, 2172 nt
Organism: Grus americana (Whooping crane)
Lineage: Eukaryota; Metazoa; Chordata; Aves; Gruiformes; Gruidae
Exons: 5
Coding region: 1-819 (272 amino acids)
Source: RefSeq, a predicted model, not a curated record
AUGGCUGAACGUCGCCCUGCCUUGGCGAUGGCAUUGCGCGUGUGCUUUGGGAAGUGGAAACCCAAACUCUUCCUUGGAAAUCUGUUGUCUGGCUUAAACGCUCAGGAAAUGAAGGAUUCUGUUAAAAGCCCAGACUACAUAGAAAGACUGGCGAGUAAAUACAUGCAGAAGUGCGUAGUAGACUCAAGUACGGAGUCUGAGUCUGAAUCCAGCGCAGAGGUCAUGCCUAGCCCACUUGCUGGAGGAUUCAAGAAAACAAAGGACUCCAGGGGACUGCAAUUUUUAGAUCCUUAUGAUGGUGAUUCAGAAGAUGCAUCCAUUCACUCUGACUGUAGCUUGAAUUCUUUAAAUAGUAUAAAAGUUGCACCGUGGACGAGCAGUGCCCCAAAAGCAAUGGCUCUGGAAGAUGCUGAUACUUCAGAAGAGGGAGAGUCCCUCCCUAAACCUCCGGACUGGCUCUGCCCAGAAACCAGAGUCAGUGAAAUUUGGACAGGAAAUGAUGGUAAAGCACCCCUAGAACUUCCUAGCCAAGAGAAGGAUUUCCCAAGCAGCCUGUUACAAUCAUCGGAACUGACUAGAGCCACAGAAGCAUCUACCUCCAUGUGGCUGACACCUGACCAUUCCUUGCUGAUGGGUAUUAACCCUUCAGCCUCUGCAGCUCUCCUGGCAAGCCCAGGUAACAGUGCUCCCCAACCCACACCAGCAGCUGACUGUGAUGGCACAAUGGCCAAACAGCCCCUCAUUAAAAGAAAAUAUGGGAUUUCUGUUCCAGAGGGUGCUAGUGAAAAACUAAGAAGAAAGAAAUUCUGUGCAACUUAAUCUGAACUAUGAAUCAAUCAUUGAAAUCUGUUCUGAAGAAUGAACUUGGUAGAGAUUUCUUUUGCAGAUGACACCUGAACUGAACAAGCUUUAAAAAACUGGCUCAAGCCUGUUACAAAUGGCAGCUGCAUUAUGUACUCCAGGCUUUGAGAUCCACCUGGAAAGACAGAAUCAACUAAACAAGCUUGCGUGGCAAUCUUAAGUGAAAACUAGCAAAGGUAUGUCCACAGAAUCACACUGAGCUUCAUGCUUGGGUGCUGCUUUGGCGCCUCAGGCCUCUGGAAGCACCGGCCUAACUCCCGUAUCUGGUACCUGGCGGCACUUCUCUGUUUCAGUAAUUGCAAAAAGGUAUUAUAAGGGUUUGUUGAGGAGGGAAGGAAAAAUGACUGCACGGUUGCAAUUAGUUUUCAAUAGCUAUAGCUUACCUCACACCUGCCUCAUGUCAGUGUUUGGCUCUUUGUAUAUCUAACUUACUGUAGCUGUAGUGUGAAUUACAAACAAAUAAAUUGCAUUAAGUUGAACUAAGUGCAACUAAAGACAAUCUAGGGUUUUUGUUUGUUUGAACAGGAAGAAGUUGACUUGUGCUAUUAACCUAUCUGUUCCUACUUGUUUUGAACAAUGUUUUAGGUACACGAACUCAGUGUACCUCCCAGUUGAGAACUGACAAUGCAAAGUUGAACAUGUGAGCUGAAAGCACUCCUCCUCCUUAGGGAGGACAAUUGCUUAUGACCUGCAGAAGUGGUGUGCACAGAUGGGAAGCCAGUUAGUCAGCAAAAACUGGUGUAACAGCUUGAAAUAUGUUGGUACCAACUACUUGUGAAAGCAUUCAUUCCAUAUGAUGGGCAGAGAUUUUUAAUUUGCAGUUUCUUUCAUAAGGUGGAAAGCCACUCAAAAUAACUUCUAGCCUUGCACCCUUCCACUAACGUCUGCAUAUUUAUUUUAUUAAAGCAACUUUGCUUUCUCCUUUAUCCCUGAUCUGGAGAUAUGGACAUGGUUAAUUAGCUUGGAAACAAAGCUGUUAGACCAGUAAAAUUCAGAGGUGUUUGCCCUAAGAAACAAGCUACUGUGCUUGCCCUCUCUGACAUGCCCCAGCACAAAGGUGGCUGCAGCAAAUGUUGUCCUUAACUCUGUGAAGUUAACUGCAAAAGAAAUCCCUUACAGCUCUAGAUUUGUGUGUACUGCAACUAGGCCACAGACCUUGCCAGAAUUAAGACUUGUGAAAAGCUUCAAAAAUAUAACAUUGUGAUGCAGCCAAGCCCUUCAGCCCCAUGUUGGGGAAGUCAUACUGUUCUAAGUCCUAGCUGGCUGCUGAAUGGUCGUCAACCACCUCAUCUGAGGCUAAAUAAAACUGCA